Molecule: messenger RNA, 1586 nt
Organism: Lactuca virosa
Lineage: Eukaryota; Viridiplantae; Streptophyta; Magnoliopsida; Asterales; Asteraceae
Source: the annotation of a GenBank genome assembly
UUUAAGGAACAUUGUCGUCUUCAAAUACCAUUCCACCUUUCUUACGAGAAGAUCGAUUAAACCCCAUGAUUCUUGGAACCCUAGUCGCCUACGUCUCUGUAGAAACUCCAAAUCUAUACCCAUCGACAUUGUAUGGACAAAUUCAAUUUUAAGGAAAAAUCGCUUAAGAACCCUAGUUAUUCAGAUUUUGGGAGUUCUUAUCUACGUAAGAUCAACCCUUUUCAAUGGCGACGACGGAAGCUGCCAAAUUCAAAAAUACCGACCUAUUAGCCGUCGCACAACCACCAGAUUACCACCGGCAGGUUGCUGUUUUGCCAUCCCACGAUGGCCUGCACUUCUGGCAGUUCAUGGUCGCCGGUUCCAUCGCCGGCAUGGUCGAACACAUGUCCAUGUUUCCAAUCGACACUAUUAAAACUCGUAUGCAAGUAUUAGGCUCUUGCCCCAUCAAAUCCGUGGGGAUCCGACAAGCUUUCGGCUCGAUUAUCAAGUCCGAUGGUGCUGCCGGGUUUUACCGUGGAAUCGGCGCUAUGGGACUCGGCGCCGGUCCGGCACACGCUGUCUACUUCUCCGUUUACGAGUUGUGUAAAGAAACCUUUUCCAGAAACCACCCAAACAACCCGAUGGGUCACGCCGCGGCAGGGGUUUUUGCGACGGUUGCAAGUGAUGCGGUGUUUACUCCGAUGGAUAUGGUGAAGCAGAGGUUGCAGUUGGGGAGUGGGAGUCCGUAUAAAGGGGUUUUCGAUUGUGUGAAGAUGGUUUUGAAAGAGGAAGGAUUUAGGGCGUUUUAUGCAUCGUAUAAGACGACGGUUUUGAUGAAUGCACCGUUCACGGCGGUGCACUUUGCCACGUAUGAGGCGGCGAAGAGUGGGCUGUUGGGGAUUUCGCCGGAUAUUGCCAGUGACGAACGGUUGGUGAUUCAUGCCACUGCCGGCGCCGCCGCAGGGGCUGCCGCUGCUGCUUUGACUACUCCACUUGAUGUGGUGAAGACUCAAUUGCAGUGUCAGGGUGUCUGUGGAUGCGAUAGAUAUGUAAAUGAGUCGAUUGGGGGCGUUUUGGGAACAAUUGUUAGAAAAGAUGGGUAUAUUGGACUUUUUAGGGGAUGGAUGCCUAGGAUGCUUUUCCAUGCUCCCGCUGCCGCCAUUUGUUGGUCAAUUUAUGAAUCCGGAAAAUCGUUUUUCCUAGACUUAAAUAAUGGAAAUAUAGACAACAGAUUGAUGUAAUCAGAUUGGACACAGGUUUGGUCCAUAGUAGUCCAAUCUGAUUACAUCAUAGGCUGGUCUAAUAUCUUAGACGGGGCCAAUCUAAAAAAGUAUAUUGACAUUUGACAUUUAAUUUCCCAUUUGUUGUAUCCUAAAAAUGGCCCCUUAAGAUUGUGACUAAAACCACUUGCAAAGAGAGAUCUAAUUAUCCAAGGGCAGAAAGGUAAAUUGAGGCUUGGCUCGGUUCUCUAGUGUACAUUAUCCUUAAUUUAUUGGUUUUAACAUAUUCAUUUAUGUGGGAGGGCCCAAAUAAUGUUGAUUAUUGUUUUUGGUUUUUGAAGUUUUGCUUAUUAACAUGUACCGAAUUCUGUUGGGUUUUUACUGAUC